Molecule: messenger RNA, 2143 nt
Organism: Sinocyclocheilus grahami
Lineage: Eukaryota; Metazoa; Chordata; Actinopteri; Cypriniformes; Cyprinidae
Product: alpha-1,6-mannosylglycoprotein 6-beta-N-acetylglucosaminyltransferase B-like
Exons: 13
Biological process (GO): protein N-linked glycosylation
Cellular component (GO): Golgi apparatus
Molecular function (GO): alpha-1,6-mannosylglycoprotein 6-beta-N-acetylglucosaminyltransferase activity
Source: RefSeq, a predicted model, not a curated record
GAACUGCAUUUAUGUUCAGAGACAACAUUAUUCUCAAAGAAGGUGAAAAAUGAUGGCUCACAUCACAGAAAACGCCAGUCGUGCCGUUGAAUUGAUCCAGUGCCGUCGCUCGCUGCGCAGGGAGUUCUGACGCGUUCAUUCCCCUCACGAGCGGCAUUAAUACUACAUUUAAAAUAUACGGAGAUGGACCUUCUCUGGAUUACUUCUGACGCUGUUUGGAAACUAUUAUGAAUGGGAGUUCAUUGUCACCAAUUGAAUGACCUGCUGAUUCCUUCGCUCGGCAAUCUUCGGAUGCUUUUCUUCGAGCAACUUCACCAAAGAGCUUUCAGUCAGAAUUAAAGCUGAUACUCUAAACUCGCAUAUUAAUGAACACAACCGGGGGGAAAUAACGCAAGCAAAUGAUGCAUUUCACAGUUCGUAUGUUGUUAAACAGUCGGCGUGAAAAAUGAUUUCUGUAAAUAGCGAGUGCAUAACUAUGACGAGAAGAUGCCUGCUGACGUUCAAACCGUUCAGGAUAUUUGUGGCGGGGAUCGGUUUCUUCAGUCUGUGCUUCUUAAUGACCUCUCUGGGGGGGCAGUUCUCAGCCAAGCGACUGGCCGAUUCCCCUUUCAGCAUCCGAACCGAAGUAUUGGGUGGUCUCGAGUCUCGCGGUGUCCUGAGGAAGAUCAGUGAUAUGUUGGAGAUAAUCAUGAAGAGGAUCGACACCCUGUCAAAAAUGAGCAACAGCAGCGAGUCCCACAGACUGGAGGAGUUGAGCUCUGCUCUCCACAGAUUCCAGCCCGUAGGUCUGGUGGAGCGAAUCCAGGCCAUCGCCCAGAAUGUGUCCGACAUGGCUAUACGAAUGGAGCAGAUUCUGAAGAAGACUAACAUCCCCACCAGAGGCCGAGAUGGAGUUACAGGCCAGUGCGAAGUCCCAAAGGAUCCCAGGUACCCGGAUUGCGCCAGUAAAGUGGAUUGGAUGAGAGCCAGGUGGACAUCGGACCCUUGCUACGCCUUUUAUGGAGUAGACGGCUCCGACUGCUCUUUCCUCAUCUACCUCAGUGAAGUCGAGUGGUUCUGCCCCCCGCUGGCCUGGAGGAAUCAAAGCAGCCACCCCACAACCAGCAGCCUGCCAAAAAGACAGGCGUUUUUCCGCUCCAAUCUGUCUCUACUGUUAGAGCGUGUUGGCUCGGGCAAAGAAUCGCUAAGCUUCAUGAGGAGGCGUAUGCGCAGAUUGGCUGUGCAGUGGGCUGCAGCUGCACGCAGACUUGACGAGCACCUGCGUGGUUACUACAGAGAGCAGAAGAGGAUCCUUGUGCAUGUGGGCUUUCUGACAGAGGAAUCCGGUGAUGUGUUCAGUCCUAAAGUGUUGAAGGGUGGCCCGCUCGGAGAGAUGGUCCAAUGGGCAGACAUCCUCACCACCCUUCAUGUGCUAGGUCAUAACCUCAAGAUAUCACUCUCAGUCAAAGAACUGCAAGGGUGCCACAUCCGUGUGAUCGACACCUUUGGCACGGAGCCAGCAUACAAUAAUGAGGAGUACGCCACACUGAACGGCUACAGAACCAACUGGGGCUACUGGAACCUCAACUGCAAACAAUACAUGACCAUGUUCCCACACACUCCUGAUAACUCUUUCAUGGGUUUUGUGACCGAGGAACUAAACCAGACUGAAAGAUUGAUGAUACAGAGGGACAAAGUCAACAACAUGGCUGUGGUUUACGGCAAAGAGGCCAGUAUGUGGAAGGGUAAGGAGAAGCUGCUCAGCAUCUUACACCGUUACAUGGACAUCCACGGGACAGUGUACUAUGAAGCCCAGCGGCCCCCUGAGGUGCCCGCAUUCGUCAGGAACCACGGCAUACUGCCCCAACAGGAGCUACAGCAGCUUCUGAGGAAGGCUAAGCUCUUCUUGGGGUUUGGCUUUCCCUAUGAAGGUCCCGCCCCUUUAGAGGCAAUAGCCAAUGGCUGCGUGUUCCUGCAGCCAAAGUUCAGCCCCCCUCGCAGCUCCCUCAACCAUGAGUUCUUCAGAGGGAAGCCCACAUCCAGAGAGGUGUCAUCUCAGCACCCGUACACUGAACAGUACAUCGGCAAACCCCACGUCAUAACAGUAGACUUCAACAACUCUCAAGAAUUCGAGACAGCUGUUCAAGAUAUUCUCAAAGACAAG